Hemicordylus capensis (graceful crag lizard) is the source of this 2802-nucleotide messenger RNA. RefSeq names its product nicotinamide nucleotide adenylyltransferase 1 (gene NMNAT1). The transcript has 5 exons. Lineage: Eukaryota; Metazoa; Chordata; Lepidosauria; Squamata; Cordylidae. Gene Ontology annotation, biological process: NAD+ biosynthetic process. The record is from RefSeq and is a predicted model, not a curated record. Bases 116 to 967 code for a protein of 283 amino acids. Gene Ontology annotation, molecular function: nicotinate-nucleotide adenylyltransferase activity; nicotinamide-nucleotide adenylyltransferase activity.
GGUUGCAACAUCUUUCCCCCUUAGCCACCUAAACUCACGCCGCCUAGUUCCGGCCUUGAAACGUCGUCAGCCUUCGCUGCACGAGCAAGCAACACCCUCUUAAUUGCGAAGACCCAUGGAGAACUCGGACGACAGGGCGGAAGUGGUCCUCCUGGCUUGUGGGUCUUUCAACCCCAUCACCAACAUGCACCUCCGGCUCUUUGAACUGGCUCGAGAUUACCUGCAUGAAACGGGGAAAUACAAAGUGGUGAAAGGGAUCAUUUCCCCCGUGGGGGAUGCAUAUAAGAAGAAGGGGCUGAUUAACGCUAGCCACCGGGUGGCAAUGGCAAAGCUUGCAACGGAAAAUUCCAGCUGGGUGGAAGUGGACAACUGGGAGAGCUGCCAAAAGGAAUGGCAGGAAACCAUCAAAGUGCUCAGGUAUCACCAACAGAAGCUGAAACAUUCAUCUGCUGCUAAUAAUUUGGAGGAAGAAGCUCCUCUAUGCAAACCGGGCCGGAAGAGGAAACGGGAAGCUGGUGGGCCACUUCCCGUCAGGAGGAAUCAGCCCAAUUUAGAAAUUAAAGGCAUCCCCCAGCUCAAGUUGCUCUGUGGGACAGACGUCUUGGAGUCCUUUCAGAUCCCCAAUCUCUGGAAGCCAGAAGACAUCACAGAAAUUGUGGCAAACCACGGCAUGGUGUGCAUCACCCGAGUCGGGAACAAUGCUCAGAAAUUCAUCUAUGAAUCUGAUGUGCUCUGGAGACACAAGGAGAAUAUCCACCUGGUGGAGGAAUGGAUCACCAAUGACAUCUCGGCCACCAAAAUCCGGAGAGCCCUGAGGAGGGGCCAGAGUGUGAGAUACCUGGUGCCUGACCUUGUUCAGGCUUACAUUGAGCAGCAUGAUCUGUAUACUGCAGAAAGUGAAGAUCGGAAUUCGGAAGUUAUCCUUGCUCCCUUGAAGAGAUAUGCAAGGGAACGUACAAAAAACUGAGUCCUCCAUCUCUGGUAGGAAGAAGAGCAGAUGGGAGACACUUGAAGGGGAAAUGCUGGUUCUUUCACUGGUCAUAACACUGAAGGCAGGGGGAUCCUUUUGCAUGCUGGGGCAACUAUUUUGCGUAGGGUUGCCAACUGACCAGGAUAAACCCCAUCUCGGCCUGCUCCUGUACCUUUUAGCAACAGCUUCAUCUGCAGAAAUCAGCAGCUGACAUUUUUUGCAGCAUGCUGCUAUACUUGAUCAUCAUUAACCUCUGCAGAUUGAACUAUCCUCAAAGGCACAGGAGCAGGGACUGGUGAAGAAGUUGGCAACCCUAGCUUUCUGCAUUUGAAUCCCAAGCCCUGUUCUGCCACAUUCUAUUGCAUGUGUGAAUGCUGGACUUGCUCCAAACGCACCAGCCGUUCCGUUCUCCUUUAUGAGGACUGGAAUAUUGGUGAACAGAGUGUAUGUAUGUGUGAUGGGUUUUCCUUUUAUACAGGUCUGUGUAUCAUAAGUAGCUGGCGCAGGCCGAAGUGCUGAAGAGAUCGGCAAAGAGAGCGAAGAGAGUGCUUGUGAGGCACCCAAUGCAGUUUGAGCGACACUUCCUGUUUCCUAUUAAACACGCUCAUUUGGGUGGAGACCAGUGGCUGGUGAUAGAGAUGGAGGGACAGAGCGUCUCCCAUCUGUGUCAUGGCCCCAUCCUCCAAAUGGUGACUUUCAACACGAGAAUGGCACUCAAAGCUCAUGUUCCUCCCUUUAUGCGAUGCUAGAGUGGGCAGGGCUCCCAAGCGUUAAAGGGGAAGCCGCAGAACUGGGUGGAGCUCCAUGCAAGAAGAAAUAUGAUGUUCUUGGAGGUGAUGGUUACGCGCAAAAGGUGUCUUACGGGGAGGAAAUGUCUGCCACUCUAGUGAAUCCUACCUCCUCAUCUUCUGAGCAUUCUCACAUUCAGAGCCACGCAGCCUGACCCCAUGCACACUGACCAGGAGUAAGUCCCCCUGGUCCCAUUGUGAGCGUCUCCAAGUGCCUUCUUGUCUGGCAUGUCAGCAUAAUCUUAAAGAGAUAUUGCCAGUUAAUCAAUCGAUUAUACCUAAACUACUUGCUUGUGGAGUUUGGCCUUGUUAGGUUGCCGCACCUCCUGCGUUCACAGAAUAGAAUUGGGUUUUUUCAUGCUUUCUAGUAAUGUGAUUCAAGCAUAUUGGGGGGAAAAUGUUAACGGUGUCCUGUGACAUACAGAUAUUACAGGAGAUGUAGAAUAUGCACCCCUGGCUGACUUGCGAAGCUACAUGAACAAAAUAAACACGUGAUGUUAGUGAGUAACGGAUUAGCUGGCACAAAAAAACUGGUAAGGUGGAGGGAAAGAUAGUGGAUGCACGGUGUAGGGAAAUACCGAUUGUAACCAUGAUGCCACAACGAUUGAAGUCUAACAAGGCAAUAACAAAACAAUGAACAUUUUUGGGAAGAUUUGGAAGAAGAUUCUUCAAGGAUUAUUGAAUUGGAUUUGUUUAUAAAUUUUUUUUGUGGGGGGGAUGUUGCAAUUUGGUAUCUCUUUUUUAAAAAUGUGUUAAGGAAUUUUAAAUUGCGGUUUUUUUGUAAUGCUAGAACAGAGCCAUGGGUUCCCUGUUUAUCCAGCUGGUUUCCUUGUAGAAUCACACUUUGCUCUCUCCCAGAACCUACCCUUCUAAAUCAUAAUGCUGGUUUUUGUAGUGUAUGUGGUUUCCUUUUCUUCCCCUGCACUUUACCUCUACGAUACUCAAGAAGCACCAUGCACAAGUCAAGAGAUCAACAUCCGCCCAUGUGCUUUUUGAUGUCCUUAUGCAACGUGUGUGAAUUACAAUUAAACUGGUUUUACGAGA